UGCAGUUGCCGGCAGACCCGGAAGUGAAUUGGGCUGAGCGACAGGAACGUUCGGGUGAGUGAAUUCCGGAUGGUCAGUUUCAAGCCCGCCGCGCUCCGCGGCCCCACAGCCUCCAGCCGUCCACACUGGGGCCCUCUGGAGGUUACAGCGGCGGCCCUCGCCUUCCUGCCCACGAUGAGUCCCGGCGUCGCCGUGAGACGUGCCGAGGCCUGGUAGCGCCGGGUCGCGGCGUCCUUGUGGAGACCGCCUCGGUUCGUGGAGACCGCCGCUUCCGGUGCCUCCCUGCCCUCGCAUUCCUCCGUCCCGGAUCCAGGGGGGCGGGGCCCCGUUGUGUGCGGCGCUUGCCGAGGGCCGGUGCGGCCGCAGAGCGCGUGGGCUUCACAGCCGGGCAGGGAGUUGCGAGGAAAAGGGGAGACUCCGCCUCGCCGGCCUGUCUCUGUUCACGGGCCCUCCCGGGGCAGUGGGCGGCGGAGGAGUGUCUUUCCGCGUGUUGAGGUCCUCCCUCUGUGUGUGGUUGUGUCCCGGGAAGGGGGAUGUGCAUUCUAGGCAUUAAACAGCCCGUGUUCAGCCCUCACCGUCCACUUGUCAAGACUGAUCUUAUCCGAGAAGUAAGUCCAGGAGAAGAGGAAAGGAAGAGGAGGCCAAAAUGUCGCGUUCCCAGGUGCUGUUGACCUUCAGGGAUGUGGCCAUAGAAUUCUCUCAGGAGGAGUGGGAGUGCCUGGACCCUGCUCAGAGGGCCUUGUACAAGGACGUGAUGUUGGAGAACUAUAGGAACCUGGUCUCCCUGGAUAUCUCUGUUAGAAGUAUGAUUAAGGAAUUAUCACCAAAAGAGGAUAUUAACAAAGAAGAAUUAUUCCAAACAUUGAUGUUGGAAAGACACAAAAGAAAUGACAUCAAGGAUUUGGGUUUCAGAGAAGUCCAGCAAAAUAUGCAUGAGUUUGAAAGUCAGUAUACAUAUGAUGAAACAAAUUACAAAGGAGUAACCGCAGCCCAUAACCAAAAUUUCACUGGUAGAAGAGAUCAACGGCAUAACAAAUCCUGGAAUGAUUUCCCUCUAAAGCAGAGUGUUUCUGUAAGAAAAAGUACUUAUCAAUAUUACAAACAUGAGAAGUCAUAUAAAAGGUAUUUGUUAAAACUAAAAAAUAACAUAACCUGUGCAGGAAACAAGUAUAUAAAAUGUUUUGAAAAUGGAAUUGGAUUAAAGUUUCAGUUGCAUCUGGCUGACCUUCAGAAUUUUCAAACUGAAGAGAAAAUUUAUGAAUAUAAUCAAGUUGAGGAGUUGAUCAACAGUAGUUCUGUUUCACCCCUUCAAAGAAUUCCUCCUAGCAUCAACAUGAACAUUUGUAAUAAAUCUGGGAAACUUUUUAUGCAUGCUUCAUUACUUACACAUCAAAAAACACCUCUUAGUGAAAAACCUUACAAAUGUAAUGACUGUGGGAAGGCUUUUAGAGAAAGCUCAAACCUCAUUAGUCAUCAGAGAAUUCAUUCUGAGCAGAGGCCUUACAAAUGUAAUGAGUGUGGCAAAGCCUUUACCCAAUUUGCAAAACUUACUAGACAUCAGAGAAUCCAUACCAGAGAGAAACCAUAUCAAUGUAAUAUAUGUGGCAAGGGCUGUAGUCAAAAUUCAAAUCUUGCACGGCAUUGGAAAAUUCAUACUGGAGAGAAACCUUACAAAUGUAAUGAGUGUGGCAAAGUCUUUUCUGAGUAUUCAAGCCUUACUCGACAUAAGAGAAUCCAUACUGGAGAGAAACCUUAUAAAUGUAAUGAAUGUGGGAAGACUUUUAGAGGAAGCUCGAAUCUCACCAAUCAUCAGAGAAUUCAUUCUGGGCAGAGACCUUACAAAUGUAAUGAGUGUGACAAAUCCUUUAACCGCAUAUCACACCUCACUAGACACCAGAGAAUCCAUACUGGAGAGAAACCAUAUAAAUGUAAUAUAUGUGACAAGGUCUGUAGUCAACAUUCAAAUCUUAUAAUUCAUCAGAGAGUUCAUACAGGCGAGAAGCCUUACAUAUGUGAUGAGUGUGGCAAAGCCUUUAUGGAGCGUUCAAGCCUUACUCAACAUAAGAGAAUCCAUAGUGGAGAAAAGCCUUACAAAUGUAAGGAAUGUGGCAAAGCCUUUAACCAGUCCUCUAACCUUGUCAUACAUCAGAUAAUUCAUACUGGAGAGAAGCCUUAUAAAUGUAAUGAGUGUGGCAAAGCCUUUAAUGUGUGUUCAAGCCUUACCCGACAUCAAAGAAUCCAUACUGGGGAGAAGCCUUAUAAAUGUAAUGAAUGUGACAAGGCCUUUACCCAAUUUGCAAAUCUUAUUAGACAUCAGAAAACGCAUACUGAAAAGAAACAUUGUAAACCUAAUAUAUGUGGAAAUGCUUUUAUCCAAAGAUCAAGCACUGGGGAUUAUCAGAGAAUUUGUAGUGAAGAGAAACCUCACAAAUGUCAUGUGUGUAGCAAAACCUUUAAUGUGUGUUCAAGCCUUACUCGACAUCAAAGAAUCCAUACUGAACAGAAGCCAUGUAAAAGUCAUGUAUUUGGCAAAGCCUGUAACCAGGGCUCAGAGUUAAUUAGACACCAGAAUAUGCAUCUUUGAAAGAAAGCACAAAAAUGUAAUGGGUGUGGCAAGGCUUUUAUCCAAAGAUCAAGCAUAUGUAAUAUUAUCCCCUACUGGAGAGAAACCUUAUAAAUGUAAUGAAUGUGUUAAACUUUUAUGAGAUGUUCAGAUGUUUACCCAAGGGGUCAUGAGAGAAUUCACAUCAGAGAGAAAACAAAAAUGUAUUGAAAAUGGUAAGGCCUUUAGACAACGAUCUGACCUCAGGAUUCACCAAAGAAUUUACAUUGUAGAGAAACCUUAAAACUGUAAUGAAUGUGAUAAAUUAUUUAACCAUUUCUCACAAUCGGCUACACAUCAGAUAAUUCAUAGUAGAGAAAACAGUCUCUUCUUCUGAAAGAUUAUUCAAUUAAAUUCUAAAUAAAUUUAAUAAUUGAUAAUUGAUUAAUUAAAAAUCAAAAUUAUAAUACCUAUAAUGGCUGUCAAAGUUACAAGGAUCCCCGUGGAAAGGUCCUGUUACCUUCAUUUUAUUAAAUAGUUUCUUUCGGGUUUCUUGAAAAGGCCAAAUUACUAUCAAUGAUUUUCAUCCUGAGGUUUGAAAUCUGUUGAUAAUAUACUUUCAUUACAGUCCUUUCAUGUUACCAUGAAGAUCUCUUGGAAAGGUUUAAUAAGAUAAAAGGGCAGACUUCAUUAGGUGAUGUUCAUUCAUGUCCAGAAUUUCCUGGAAGAACAAGAACACUGAAUUUAUAAUCCAAUAUAAUAUAAAUUUGAAUGACAGCAUGAGUGGCAUAUAAGAGAUGUAAAACUAUGAUCUAAGUCAUGAUUAAUGUGUUAAGGACCCUCUUCUCCAGAUUUGUUGUUAUGGGGCUUUUAUGGUGGAGCUGAGGAGAGGGUACUGAAUGUGGCUUAAACUUUCCACCGGUGACAAAGAAAGAGUACACAGCCUUUCUAAUCAGCCUACAUAGGUGUGAGGUAGAAUGGGAGGAGGGAUGGGAGACUUAAAGCUGUUAAUAGUCAAAUAAUAAAAAUGAGGUUAGACUAAUUCAACACUGAACAUUUACUUUUGAAGUGUCUCACUCCUUGGUUGGGAAAGACCACAAUUUUCCUCAUGCUAAUAACUGCAUUUCCUUUGCUGCUGCACAGGUAGGAUUCUUUAUACAAUAUGUUAUUGAACAUGUUUGUGAAAUACUCUUUAGAUAAAUUGUGAUAUUUUUGUGGUAUUUUCAUGAAAAUUAAUGUGUAGAAGUUUUAUCAGACAAUAAAUAUGAUUUAAGGAUUUUACUAGGAGAGCAAUUUUUUAAAGCCUAGAAAAAUCUAAAUUUGAAAUUAUGGUAACAAGCCUUAUGGUUCAUGGUUCUUUUUCAACUGUGUUGGAAAUUCAUUUUAAUUUUCUUAUAAAAUUUUUCCUUACCACUUUUCCCUCCACGUGUUUUAAAUCAAUUUUUAUAUAUGUAAUUUACAUUUCACCCCUUUAGUCAGUAAAAAAUUUGGAGGCUGUAUGACAAAGGGGUGGUUUUGAAACUUCUGUAACAUAAAAAUGGGAGGUACAAAAUAAGUGCUUUGUGAAUGUAAAGAAAGAGGGUCCUUUAUGUCUUUAGUUCAGUGUUAAUAACUGCAGUGGUACAAGAUGAACUGACAUCUUGAAAUGUGAAGGCAGGAGAUCUAAAUGCUUCCCUGAAAGUCACACUGGAAUUUUGGUUAAAAAUAUGCUCAUUUCACUGGAAAAGUAUAUAAAAUUCAUUCUUUUCCUGCCAUUAAAAUUGCUAUCAUCAUCACUUCUGCAGUGGAGAUUGGGCCCUAUAUCUCCAAGGUCUUGAGCCCAGAGUCAGUCUGUCAGAAUGUUUUCCUGAAUUCAAUGUAAAUACAUUAGAUAUUUGUUCAUUUUAUUUAUAUAUAAUUCACAUGCCAUAAAAUUGAUACCUUAACAGUGUGCAAUUAAGUGGCUUUUUGUUUAUUCACAAUUUUGUAAAACCUAUCAGUACUAACUCCAGAACAAUUUCAUCACCCUACAAAAAACCCCAUACUCUUAACACUCCACACCCCCACCCCUUGGAAACCAGCACUGUAAUUUCUAUGUUUGUCCCAAUUCUGGGCAUUUCAUAUAAAUGAAAUCAUAUAAUGUGUGGCCUCUUGUGUCUACCUUUUGUAUAUGGUAUGAGGUAGGGGUCCAGCUUCAUUCUUUUCCAUGUAGAUUUCCAGUUGUCCCAUCCAUUCAAUAUUUUUAAGCAUCAGAGUUCCUUUACUAGAUUUUGAAAUAUCAAAAUUGCUCUUUCAUUGGGAUGAAUUGAUAGGACCAGUGGGCCAUGGAACCAAUACAGUCAUGCUGGUUGAGAUUUUUAGACUUUGAAAAUACAGAAAUAGUAAUAUUCUGAGGUAUUGUAACAAUCUGUGUUUGGUCAGGAGAACAUAUACAUACAAUUAUAUAAGAGUAAGAAUUAUAUAAAUUAAGUCAAGAGUUUAGAAGGAGUUUGAGCAGUGAAAUGUAUGAAAAACUGGUGGAUCAUAGAGUAAGUCACUGGUAACUACAUCCUAAAGCCCCAUGGUGGGUGGAGAAGCCAAAGAUCAUGCAUAUGUUUGAGAAGUUACUGCCUCUGGUUGCCUUAAAUAUGUAGUUAGAGCUGGUGAGAAGGUCUGCAAAAUCUUUAUCUGGUCACUGGUUUCUCCUGAGAUUAACAUUUUCUGCUUCACUUUUGCCUUCCAAAUUCCAUAUAGGUUUUUCUCAUUGGCAAACUUCAGUGAGAAUCAUACAGCAUUUAAAAGCAAAAGUAUGGACCAUAGCAGACUGGGACAAGGGAUGAUGGGACAAGCAUUAGAAAGACCAAACGCAUGGGGAGAGACUGAAGAGAAAAAAAUGUG
Molecule: messenger RNA, 5398 nt
Organism: Mirounga angustirostris (Northern elephant seal)
Lineage: Eukaryota; Metazoa; Chordata; Mammalia; Carnivora; Phocidae
Product: zinc finger protein 677-like
Exons: 3
Coding region: 647-2584 (645 amino acids)
Biological process (GO): regulation of transcription by RNA polymerase II
Molecular function (GO): RNA polymerase II cis-regulatory region sequence-specific DNA binding; DNA-binding transcription factor activity, RNA polymerase II-specific
Source: RefSeq, a predicted model, not a curated record